CAUCUCUUUCUUCAGACCGCAUCGCGCGGAACCGCAAGACCAUUGUGUGCCCAAUGAUUGAUGUGAUUGACCACGACGACUUUCGGUACGAGACACAGGCUGGGGAUGCCAUGAGGGGUGCCUUUGACUGGGAGAUGUACUAUAAGCGGAUCCCGAUCCCUCCAGAGCUGCAGAAAGCUGACCCCAGUGACCCAUUUGAGUCCCCCGUGAUGGCCGGCGGACUGUUUGCCGUGGAUCGGAAGUGGUUCUGGGAGCUGGGUGGGUACGACCCAGGCUUGGAGAUCUGGGGAGGGGAGCAGUAUGAAAUCUCGUUCAAGGUGUGGAUGUGUGGGGGCCGCAUGGAGGACAUCCCUUGCUCCAGGGUGGGCCACAUCUACAGGAAGUAUGUGCCCUACAAAGUCCCUGCUGGAGUCAGUCUGGCCCGGAACCUUAAGCGAGUGGCGGAGGUGUGGAUGGACGAGUACGCCGAGUACAUUUACCAGCGCCGCCCGGAGUACCGCCACCUCUCGGCCGGGGACGUGGCGGCCCAAAAAAAGCUCCGCAGCUCCCUGAACUGCAAGAGUUUCAAGUGGUUCAUGACCAAGAUCGCCUGGGACCUGCCCAAAUUCUACCCGCCCGUGGAGCCCCCGGCUGCGGCUUGGGGGGAGAUCCGCAACAUGGGCACAGGGCUGUGUGCAGACACGAAGCAUGGGGCCCUGGGCUCCCUGCUGAGGCUGGAGAACUGUGUCAGGGGCCGCGGGGAGGCUGCCUGGAACAACAUGCAGGUAUUCACCUUUACCUGGAGGGAGGACAUCCGGCCUGGAGACCCCCAGCACACCAAGAAGUUCUGCUUUGAUGCCAUCUCCCACACCAGCCCAGUCACCCUCUAUGACUGCCACAGCAUGAAAGGCAACCAGCUGUGGAAAUACCGCAAAGACAAGACCCUGUACCACCCUGUCAGCGGCAGUUGCAUGGACUGCAGCGAAAGUGACCACAGGAUCUUCAUGAACACCUGCAACCCCUCCUCUCCCACCCAGCAGUGGCUGUUUGAACACACCAACUCAACAGUCUUGGAAAAUUUCAAUAGAAACUGAGCCUUCAUGUCCCCUUGGCAGGCCCAGCGGGGUACCCUCUGGCACUCACUGCAGGCUUCCUCUCCUGAGGGAGGCAGUGCCUCUGUGGGCACCAUGGUGUAAAAGGUGCUGUCCAAACAGUUCCAGGUGAAGAGGGCUCUUGAAACUGGAGCAAGAGAUCUGCCUGGUCCUUGAGCCCCUGAGUCAUGGGGUGGGGUGGAGAGCAUGCCCCACUAGAGACCCCAUAAGAGAGCAGAGCCUGCUCUAAUCCCUGCUGGCAUCGUGGAAAAGCAGGGGGGCCUUUUUAACUUUGUCUCCAUGUCCCCUUGGGCACUGUGCAAGAGAAUACCAGGGCAGCCCUAGGCCACCCAAAAAUGAGUCCUGCAAGGUUGCCCAGACCGCAUGUGGCUCUCAUAUGUGACGGUGCUUUAGAAAGAGAGGCAACGUUUGUCUGUCUGGGGCGGCUGUUAGCACCAAUGCCACCCAUCUGCAGCAGAAGGGAAAGCCCUUCUAGGAACCUUUUAGUUUCUGCCUGUGACUGAAGUUACAUGCCCAGCUUCUGUUCUCUGUCACAGCCUCAGGUGAUGUAGUCAAAGGCCAUACCUGGGGCUCUCAGAGGGUUUAGUACUGAAUGCUGGCCAGCUGCCAGGCAUGGGUCAGAAGAGGGACCCCAGACAUUCCUUUGCAGCCAAGGGUAUGUGGGAUGUCUACCCUGCUCUCUGGAUAUUUGAAAUGCUCAUUUUAGUGCUCUGCAGCCACCAGGGAAGCCCAGCCACCAGCUUUUCAGGGCUUGGUUCAGAUUGCCUUGGGCCCAUGAAAAAGGACAAGUAGAAGACCUCCAAACUAGAAAUGCUGGCUGAAUUUCCCUAAUCCAUGCUUCUACUUCCCUUUCUCUCUUUCCCGGGCAAUUACCUGCCUCAGGAGAGGAGCUGAGGUGCUGCAAGGUGCUCACCUCACAGUCUGGAGCCUCCAGGAUCAACCGUGGGCACGGUGCCUAGCCUCUGACCUCACGAUGGUUCUAGUUCUCAUAUGAAACUCUAGAAUUUUUAAAGAACUCUAUAAUUUGAUUACAAAACUAGAAUGCUACAUGUGAUUCUGGUUUUUUAGCAUCCAUUGUGGAUUUCUAGAAUGCUGUGAUUCAAGCAGCCAGCCAGGUAUAAUAUAGUGAAGGUAGCCCCAGCUCAGAAACAAUCUGUGAAAUCUAAAGUUGGUGGUGUUGGACGGAGGGAGCAGGGGGACCUGUGUCCAUCAGCUCUUACCAGAGGCUUUGGUACAACGUGAUCUUCAGGAAGACCUGGAGCCCUGGAACCUCCCACCAUCAUCACAGCUAUAGACUCAUUUGCAGUGGAGAGACAAAGCCAAUAUCUCACUACCAGAUGGACACCCAGCUCCAUGCCAGCCUUUCAUGUUUACCUUUUGCUUUGUUAAUUAUAUGUCAGAUUUUCACCAGAGGGCUUCCAAACUAAUAGAAAGCAUUUCUUUAACCAACCUGCUACUCACUGAUUCAGAAAUGGAAAUCACAUUCCACAAUCUAUGGCUUCCACCAGCUAGCCUAGGAAAUACUUGCAAUCAGUAUUCCAAUUAGAGUUGUGUUUCUCAAUUGUGUCAUUUCCCAAUUAAAUAACUGAGACAUAAAUCUGGGAACAGAGCCACAAAUCUGCCUUUGAGAUGCUGGCUGAUCAAGGCCUUCGAUUAUCUGGGGGAGGAAAGGAUAAACACUCCAAGCCACCACCACCCAGAUUGAGCGUGUAGCUGGCAAAGGAUCACUUCCACUUCUGCCCAGCACAAGCCCUGCUCUGGCCCCCUGUCCACAGAAGAGGCGGCCCCUGUGCUUGCAAAGCCUGCUGGUUGAUCCCUAGGGUCCCCUUCCAAAUGAGUGCUAUACCUCUUUAGAAGUGGACCUCUAUAGAAGUCAAAAGAUGAGGCCCCUUCUAGAAUCUUGGGUAACAAGCAUUGCAGUUUGGGGAGCUGAAUUAAGAUUCAUCAGCAGAGAGCAAUGCAGCAUCAUUAAAAUAAAAACUGUGCCUUUUAAAAAAGAAAAUGCAAAUGUAUAGCAAAUCCCUAAACUUGAA
This is a messenger RNA of Galeopterus variegatus (Sunda flying lemur), 3124 nucleotides long. RefSeq names its product polypeptide N-acetylgalactosaminyltransferase 10 (gene GALNT10). The transcript is spliced from 7 exons. NCBI's taxonomy places the organism in Eukaryota, Metazoa, Chordata, Mammalia, Dermoptera, Cynocephalidae. Gene Ontology annotation, cellular component: Golgi apparatus. The coding region runs from base 54 to 1073 and encodes 339 amino acids. The record is from RefSeq and is a predicted model, not a curated record.